AUGCCACUGUUCCAACUGCUUUUAUGCUUAAUUACCCUGGGGUUUGGGCUGUUGCGCUUACAUUACUGGGUGACCCGGAGAAACUUCAUCCGACAAAAUGACUGCCAGGAGACACCUUCGCUAACCGGAGGUGCUCAUUUCUUCGGAUUAGAUAUUGUCUACCUAUUAUUCAAAUGGUCAAAAAAUGGACUCGAAAAGCUGCCACUGGACAAGCAGUUUGCGUUUCUUGGCUCGACAUUCAAGAUGCAACGCUCCUUUAGGCUCAUCAUCUGCACCAUGGAUCCUCGCAAUAUCCAGUCCAUCUUUUCAUUAGAUGCUGUCAGCUUCGGCAACCACCCCUUGCGACACUUUGCAUUUUCGCCGCUCGUCGGGGAUGGGGUGAUGACAAUGGAUGGAGCCUCACAUGAACGUGCUCGUGCCUUAAUCCGGCCGAUUUUCUCUAGGACGCACAUCGAGAACGAGGCCGUGUAUAAUGUGCACGUGCAGAAGCUGAUCGAUUUGCUGCCAAAGGAUGGAUCAACCAUCGACCUGCAGCCUCUCUUCGAAAGACUGGAUCUUGACUCAUCCACCGAAUUCAUUUUCGGGGAAUCAGUGGCAUCGCUGGAUGCUGCAGACUCGCUCUUUGUGCCACAUAAGUUUCCGACUGCUUUUAAUAUUGCGCAGAAAGGCAUGGGGGUGCGCUUGCGAAUGCUCCAGUUUGACUUUUUGCAUCGUGACAAGAUGUUCUGGGAGUCUUGCCGGACGAUUCGCCAGUUCGUGAAGGAGUCCGUUCAGCGGGCUUUGCUUAGGCGUAGAAAGCGCGUCUCCCCGGCUGAGAAGAGUUAUGUCCUCGUUGACAACUUAAUCGAGGCUACCCCAGACCUUGGAGAAAUUCAAGACACACUCAUGAAUGUCUUUCUCCCCGGCCAUGAUACCAUUGGCAUUCUCCUAUCCAACAUUUUUUUUCACCUGGCUCGGAAUAGGGAUGUAUGGCACAAACUGCGCCAGGAAGUUCUAGGCCUGACUAAAAUCACGAAAAGCAGCUUAGGACGACUUGAAUACAUCCACCACGUCAUCAACGAGACACUUCGACUCAACCCCCCCGUGUCAAACAUGACCCGCAUCGCGUUGAAGGACACUACACUACCAACAGGCGGCGGACCAAAGGGCAAUUCCCCCGUAUUUGUUCCUCAAGGCACCAUCCUCAAUAGCAGUUUCCAAGACCUCCAUCGUCUCAGGGACAUUUAUGGUGAUGAUACAGAAAAAUGGCGACCGUCGCGAUGGGAGGAUCUUCAGCUCUCCAAUUUGGCCUGGAAAUUCCUCCCGUUCAGUGGCGGGCCGCAUGUAUGUCCGGCGAAGAGUUUGGCCUUGAAUAGGGUUGCUUUCACGGUUGCUAAGAUCGUCAGGGCAGUUGAUCGGAUUGAGAAUCGUGAUCCUGUGCAAGAGUAUGUUCCCGCGUAUAAACUUGUAACAGCGAGCCAGAAUGGGGUCAAGGUUGCACUGUACAAGACUGCUCCUUAA
This is a messenger RNA of Talaromyces proteolyticus, 1500 nucleotides long. Its product is annotated as putative N-alkane-inducible cytochrome P450. Bases 1 to 1500 code for a protein of 499 amino acids. Gene Ontology annotation, molecular function: oxidoreductase activity, acting on paired donors, with incorporation or reduction of molecular oxygen, reduced flavin or flavoprotein as one donor, and incorporation of one atom of oxygen; iron ion binding; heme binding. NCBI's taxonomy places the organism in Eukaryota, Fungi, Ascomycota, Eurotiomycetes, Eurotiales, Trichocomaceae. The record is from RefSeq and is a predicted model, not a curated record. The transcript is spliced from 2 exons.